Molecule: messenger RNA, 3876 nt
Organism: Cotesia congregata
Lineage: Eukaryota; Metazoa; Arthropoda; Insecta; Hymenoptera; Braconidae
Source: the annotation of a GenBank genome assembly
AUGGGUAGGGUGUGUGCUAUUAAAAAUUGUAAUAGUGGAAGUGCCGCUGAUAAAAAGCGACGGAGUCAAUUAAAUUUAAAAGGUCCAGGAUUUUUUAAAGUACCACAGUGUCCAAUAAAACGUCAGCAGUGGAUAGACUCGUUAAAAACAGAAUUAAAUGAUCGUCAGUAUGUUUGUGACUUGCAUUUUCAUAAUGAUGCAAUUCAAAAUUCUUAUCAUAUAAAUUUACCAAACGGUGAAAUAAAUAAAAUUACAAAAGCUUUGAAUGAGAUAUCAAGGAUGUCUCAAUUAAUACAUGAGCAACAUGAACAACAAAAGCAGCAGCAUCAAGCGAGUGGAGAAUACCAGGGUCAAUUGUUGGAUGAGAUAUCAGAGAAGCCUGAAUCACUACAGCAAUAUCAACAAAACCAGCAGCAGCAACAGCAGCAAGAAAUUGAAGAGAACCGAGAUCAAUCUUUGAAUCUGACAUCUGAGUUACUACCUGAACAAAAUCAGCAGCGGCGAGUAACCGAAGAACAAUUUCAUUUUGAUGACGUAAGAAUAGAAAACCAGGAACAGUCACAUCAGAUGAAUCAAGAAAUUGAAGAAAUCAAUAACAAUUUACCACAACAUAGAUUACCAGUGAAACAAAAAUUAGAAUAUCCUGAUGAAAUUGAGAAAUCAAAGCGGCAAAAAUAUUCUGAGCAUAUUGAUAUUAACCGCCAUAUAAAUUUUGAUAAUGAUGCUGAAAUUAUAACCAUCAUUACUGAACUGAACAAGUUGUUUCCAAUUGGUUGGAGCUUUUUACUUGGUAUUAAUAAAUUAAUAGCGAUUCAGUUUGAUCGUAUUAAAUUUAAAGAAAGACUGUGGUUGGUCCUGGAUGAAGAUAAAUCUGUAUCGGUAACAUUUUUAGAGAAUUAUGAAAAAAUAAUUGAUGUAGAAAUAAAAUCGGUCAAUGAUUUAAUUGAUUGUUUAAAAUCUAUGGAACAAAAAAUAUUAUGCACUGGAACUGGAUUUGAUAAAAAUAGGUACUCAUUGAAAUGUCAUGCUGACGUGACUGAUAAAUACAAACGUUAUUGUCAAGCUUGUCCAAGAUGUCAAGAAUGUCAAAAACUACGUUUAAACUUACAAAAAAAAGAAAAAGGUCGAAUCCUUAAUAGUAAGAACAAAAUGAAAAGAACUACUUCUAAAGCUACCAAUCUGGAACUCUAUAAAAAAACAAAACGUAUCCAACAACAGUGGAGAUCUGACGUUGCUGGAGAUCAUGCUCUCGUUUUCAUGUUUGUACCGUAUCGGGGAAAUUCUGCUCAACCUUUAGGAUGCUUCAUCACAAAAAACUGUAUAACUAGUGAAGUUCUUCAUAAGUUAUUUUUAGAAUGCAUUAUACUUGUAGAAAAUGCUGGUUUCCGUGUGAAUUCUCUAGUAACUGAUGCUGCUCAAUGGAAUCGAGGAGAUUGGACGAAAUUAGGAGUCGACACGAAUAAUAUUAGUUGUGAACAUCCGUGUGACUCUAGCCGCAGAUUAUAUAUGAUAUCAGACUUCCCACAUUUAUUAAAAUGUUUUCGAAACGGUUUGGUUGAGUUGGAUGAAUUUGAGACACCUGUAGGAGUGGUUAAAAAAAAAUAUUGGGAAAACCUUUUGCUGGUAGAGCAAUUUGAAAAACCUAAUUUGGCAAUGGCUUACAAAUUGACACCUGCCCAUUUAGAUCCUAAACUGUACCAAAAAAUGUCUGUUCCAAUGGCUUAUCAGGCCAUUUUAACUUUAUUGAAGUUUUUAGAAGAUUGGGAAAAAAUGUUUACUACCACAAAAACUCCUAAAGUAUCUACUCCAAAGAAAUCCAUUUCAGAAAAUUCAGUUUUAAAUGAAGAAAAUCCAAAUAACUCCGAUCCUAAAAUCCCAGUAUUAAAAAAAUCAACUCCGAGAAGCUCAGUACCAAAAAACUCAGUAUUAAAAAAAUCUACUCCGAGAAGCUCAACUCCAAAAAACUUAGUUUUAAAAAAAUCUACUCCGAGAAGCUCAACUCCAAAAAACUUAGUUUUAAAAAAAUCUACUCCGAGAAGCUCAACUCCAAAAAACUUAGUUUUAAAAAAAUCUACUCCGAGAAGCUCAACUCCAAAAAACUUAGUUUUAAAAAAAUCUACUCCGAGAAGCUCAACUCCAAAAAACUUAGUUUUAAAAAAAUCUACUCCGAGAAGCUCUACUCCAAAAAACUCAGUUUUAAAAAAAUCUACCCCGAAAAGUUUAACUCCGAAAAAUUCAGUAUUAAAAAAAUCUACCCCAAGAAGCUCAACUCCAACAAACUCAGUAUCAAACAAAACGACUCCAAAAUCCAAAUCAAAAAAAAAACUUUUCCCUAUAUCUUCUAGUUCUAUAUCGGGUUUUAAAGUAACGUUACGAGCAACUUUGGAAAUUUUAUCUGAGUUACACAAUGAUUAUGGAUACGAAUAUAUUCUAACAUCUCGGUUAACUCAAGAUAAUCUUGAGGCCAUUUUAACUUUAUUGAAGUUUUUAGAAGAUUGGGAAAAAAUGUUUACUACCACAAAAACUCCUAAAGUAUCUACUCCAAAGAAAUCCAUUUCAGAAAAUUCAGUUUUAAAUGAAGAAAAUCCAAAUAACUCCGAUCCUAAAAUCCCAGUAUUAAAAAAAUCAACUCCGAGAAGCUCAGUACCAAAAAACUCAGUAUUAAAAAAAUCUACUCCGAGAAGCUCAACUCCAAAAAACUUAGUUUUAAAAAAAUCUACUCCGAGAAGCUCUACUCCAAAAAACUCAGUUUUAAAAAAAUCUACCCCGAAAAGUUUAACUCCGAAAAAUUCAGUAUUAAAAAAAUCUUCCCCAAGAAGCUCAACUCCAACAAACUCAGUAUCAAACAAAACGACUCCAAAAUCCAAAUCAAAAAAAAAACUUUUCCCUAUAUUUUCUAGUUCUAUAUCGGGUUUUAAAGUAACGUUACGAGCAACUUUGGAAAUUUUAUCUAAGUUACACAAUGAUUAUGGAUACGAAUAUAUUCUAACAUCUCGGUUAACUCAAGAUAAUCUUGAGAGAUUGUUUUCUAUUAUGAGAUACAGUUGUGGUGCCAAUGAUCAUCCAACUCCUCAGCAGUUUGGUCAAGUUUUUCGUUUGUAUUGUUGCAAUGCCAUGAUUAAACCGCCAAAAGGUUCAAAUGUAACUAGAGUUGAAUUACUUCAAACUCUAAUGAAGACAAAGGACUCAUUGGAAAUGUCUUGUCAGCCGCGAAUGAAGUGGUUGGAAAAAAUUGACCAAAUGCUUGAGAACGCUGUACCACUUGAUGCAAUUUGGCAAGAUAAUUCAUGCAACAAUAACGAUGGCAGUGCUAUGAGUGAAAAUGACUUAAGUGAUACAAUUACAGAAUCAGAGCCAAAUACUUCUAUAACAGAGGAAUGCAUGCUUCAAGACCAUGAUUAUGACGUUGUGUCAACAAGCCGAGAAGUUCAGGCUUACAUGGCCGGUUAUAUCGUUAGAAAACUUAAAGCUAAGUGUAAGUGCCUAUUGUGCUUGAAAAGUCUUCAAUCGUCUAAUAAUGAAUCGCAUUGCCGGGACCGUUUCAUUGAUUUGAUGGAAAAGUAUGGAGGAUUAUCGCGAGCAAGUGACGGUUUAUUUCAAUUGACUGUGCAAUUAGAAGCUGCUUUUUUGGACGUUGUUGGUAGAGUGGGGCUGAGUCAUGGAAUUAUUUAUAAAAUAUUAAACCGAGUUGAGAAAAUUCUACCAACAUUAUCAUUAGUAGGGUGUGCAGUUCAUCAGCUUGAAAUCACCAAAGAAAUAAUUGAUUUUUACAUAACCAUAAGGCUGUAUUUUCUCGGUAGAACUUUUAACAAGAGAAAUCAGUUGAGAAGAGAAAAAAUUAAAACUCUGAAAAAAACUUCAAAACUAGUAACAUAA